Populus euphratica (Euphrates poplar) is the source of this 1265-nucleotide messenger RNA. RefSeq lists its product as uncharacterized. The record is from RefSeq and is a predicted model, not a curated record. The transcript has 4 exons. The coding region runs from base 100 to 1194 and encodes 364 amino acids. NCBI's taxonomy places the organism in Eukaryota, Viridiplantae, Streptophyta, Magnoliopsida, Malpighiales, Salicaceae.
UUUGGCGCGGUAUCAUUCGAGGCAAAAACGCCCGCCAAUUUCGGCAACUCACAUCAACGCCGUCAGAGGGCCGAAAGAGAGAAGACCCGACCCGGAAAAAUGUCGACUGACCCGAAAAGGAAAGCAUCUAGCAGUGCCACUACCCCAGCUACACUAACCAAAAUCUUGCAUCGUUCUCUGUCGCAUCUUAAGUCAAGAACGCCGAACAAUAUCACCCCUGUCUCUUCUUUAUCUCUUAAAUCCGUGUGGUUAUAUGAUUGGUGGCUGGCCAAGGCAGAAGGGGAUGGCUUAGCUGUUUCUGGGUUUACUUUUAGAGAAGGAGUAGGAACAAGAUUGUUUUGCUCGGCAGCGAUUGUCAGAAGACAUUAUGCCACCAUUCUUGAGACCAAAGAUGGCGUCACUGUUACAGUUAGUGGAUUCAUAAAUAGAGAUCGAACGCGUGAAAAUGGGUUUUCAUUCCAGAUUUGUGAGCAUUUCCAACUGGGGUUUCCAUAUUCUUGGUUAGAACUUGCCACCCAAUUGGGUGGUGAAGAGUCUGCUAACAGAGGCAGUCCUCCCGGAAAAUGGGGUUUUGAUGAGCCCAAAAUUCCUGGUACCAGCGCAAGCGCCGCCUCCGUUUCUUUUGAUGAUCUCCCGGUGACAAGGAUCCGUGAUAUUGCAACGCAUCCUCUUGGAGAUUCCAAAGAUUGUGCACUUGCUGAUAUCCUAGAUCAUUUCUGCAGCAAUGAUGUCGAGCUCUCUCCAUUGUCAACCAGUCCAGACUCAAAGGAUCCAGUCACCGUGGCAAAUGCUGUGCUGGAUGAAACUCCAAGGAGAAAUAAGAGGAAGGCUGACAGGAAGUACAAAGAUGGAGGUAUAAUUCCACGUAGCAUUACACCAAGCAGAGGAAUCGUCACAAGAAGCAUGUCCAGGCGGAGGAAUUUUAGAGAAAUACGAGAAGAAAGUCCCUCAUCAAACCCUACUGUCUCCUGCAAAGCACUCAGAAACUACCCAGAAAAGGUUUUGCCAUCAUCUGCAUUUCUUUCAACGUCGGAGACCACUAAGAACCUUUCCGGUGGGAUGAUGAAUACAAGUGAUCGGAAAGAUAGCCGGGCUACCACAUCUACGGAGAAAAUUAUGGAAGUCCCUGAUGUACCUUUAGCCAGAAGGUCAAGCAGAAGGCCGAAUAUCCGAAAGGAUUAUCGUGAAAUGUAAUACCAGUAUGAAAAGCCUUCUGAAACAGAAUGGAGAACUGUGUGGGAGUGUUCAUGUCCGGUGGAUAUGUU